AUGCUGCCCUCGCAGGAGGCCUCCAAGCUCUACCACGAGCACUACAUGCGGAACUCGCGGGCCAUCGGCGUGCUAUGGGCCAUCUUCACCAUCUGCUUCGCCAUCAUCAACGUGGUGGUCUUCAUCCAGCCCUACUGGGUGGGCGACAGCGUGAGCACCCCCAAGCCUGGCUACUUCGGCCUCUUCCACUACUGUGUGGGCAGCGGGCUGGCGGGCCGCGAGCUCACCUGCCGAGGCUCCUUCACCGACUUCAGCACCAUCCCGUCCGGCGCCUUCAAGGCAGCCGCCUUCUUCGUGCUGCUCUCCAUGGUGCUGAUCCUCGGCUGUAUCACCUGCUUUGCGCUUUUCUUCUUCUGCAACACGGCCACGGUCUACAAGAUCUGCGCCUGGAUGCAGCUCUUGGCAGCUCUGUGCCUCGUGCUGGGCUGCAUGAUCUUCCCCGACGGCUGGGACGCCGAGACGAUCCGGGACAUGUGCGGGGCCAAGACCGGGAAGUACUCCCUGGGGGACUGUUCGGUGCGCUGGGCGUACAUCCUGGCCAUCAUCGGCAUCCUCAACGCCCUCAUCCUCUCCUUCCUCGCCUUCGUGCUGGGCAACCGGCAAACAGAUCUGCUGCAGGAGGAGCUCAAGCAGGAGAACAAAGAUUUUGUAGGCUCUACAGUAAGCUCCGUGUUGCGGCCAGGGGGUGAUGUCUCCGGAUGGGGAGUCCUCCCCUGUCCCGUCGCUCACUCACAGGGACCCUGAGGGCCAGGAUCACAGCCCGGGAAUUGACCUGUCCUCAGCUUGUCCCGUUGCCUGCCCUCUCAUCCCUUCAUUCAAGCUCCGAGGGAAGACCCCAUCCAGGACUGACUGCUCACCUGCUACCUGCCUGUAGCUCCGGGCUUUGAAGAGGUUGGGGCUGGGAUGCAGCGUGCGGGAGGGCCUGAUUCUGCUUCUCCCUCAACUGACCUAAGGGAGCCAGAGCCCUGGGCCCUUGGGCUUCUCCCUUCCUCUCUAGGCCGGCCCGGGGCCCCCACAGAGUCUCCAGGGGAAGUGGCGCUGCGGUUCCGGUUCCCCAGGCCCUGUCAGUCUGGAGGGCUCCCACCUGGCUGCAUCCUUGCCUCCUCUGGUCCCUGUCUCCUACAGAAACUUACCCAGGACACUGGCCCAGGGUGGACCGGACUCUUUCCUGUUUUCUCCCCCCUGAUGAUGGUUCCAUCACAUCAUCACAGAGCUCCAGGCACCACCUGCCUCCUCGGGGCCUCUCUGCUGCCCGCGCCAGCCUGUUUUCACCUCUCCCAAAGGAGUCUGAGCUGCACCAAGAGAGAAAACACAGGGCUUCCCUGUCAGCUGCUGAUUGGGGUCCUGAACAGCCCAGAGUCUGAGGACAGACAGGCUUUGGAAGCAGUAGGAGGCGGCGCUCUGAGUCCUGUCUUGGUGACAUCUGACCAUGGCAGCUGGGGCUGGAGGGGGCUCAGCCUCAGGCUGGCCUGGCCUUUUCUCUGCUGGGAUGUCUCACCAGUUACUGGACCCUUGACCCUGGCCUGUUUUGUACAGCGCAGACUUCUUGGCCCUGUUGUCAGGGCUGGGGUUUUGGGAGGGGGGACCAAGAAUGGGGAAUUAGGGGAUGCAUCACCCCUCUGCCCCUUCUCAUGCCCCAAACCCGGGCAUCUGCCAAGGGCAGAGAUUGUCUUGCCUCUUUGAUACUUUUUCUGCAUAACUUGAACUUGCAGGUCACCUCUGAACAGGGUACCCCCUGUCCCCAUCCCCAGGCCUUGUAACCCUAUCCCCACCUCCACUUUUUCCUCCUUGCCCACCUCUCGCCUUGCGAUAUGCCCAGGGUCUACAGCCCAAUGGGCAGUGCUUGGAGCUGAGGCAUGAGUGUGUGUGUGAGCGUGUGUGU
Messenger RNA from Enhydra lutris kenyoni (northern sea otter), 1882 nucleotides. Its product is annotated as LHFPL tetraspan subfamily member 4. NCBI's taxonomy places the organism in Eukaryota, Metazoa, Chordata, Mammalia, Carnivora, Mustelidae. Bases 1 to 744 code for a protein of 247 amino acids. Gene Ontology annotation, cellular component: inhibitory synapse; postsynaptic membrane; plasma membrane. The record is from RefSeq and is a predicted model, not a curated record. The transcript is spliced from 3 exons. Gene Ontology annotation, biological process: gamma-aminobutyric acid receptor clustering; sensory perception of sound. Gene Ontology annotation, molecular function: GABA receptor binding.